CUUUUUUCUAAUUUUAAAAUUUCAUUCUGACAAAAGCCAUAGCGUUUUCAAAAAACAAAAUACGUCCAUUGCUUCAUUCCCUUCGCGAUUAUAUCGUUCUUAUGAAAUUGUCUUGGCAAUUUAUCUCCGCGUUAUAAUCAAAUUUACUCGGAGUAAGUGUUAAGUGCCGUAUGUCAGUGUAAAGUGACGUGUAAAAUAAGUAAUCAGGUCAAAGACCUUUGCUUCGGUUAGCUUUCAAGAAAAUUCACCACGCUGCGCAGAUCCGUGAUCAAAGUCAUGAAGAUCAAACUGCCGCGAGACCGUUUCCCGUCCACAUCAUCCACCGACGAGAACGAAAGCGGCGCGGAAUGGGACACGCUGGUGGCGCCGCCCCCGCGCCCCGCGUACAUCCACCACCCGCCGCCGCCGCCGCAGGCCGUCGUCGGCGGCGCCGUACGCAAGCGGCGCGGCAACCUGCCUAAACACGCAGUCAAGAUACUGAAGAGAUGGCUGUACGAGCACCGAUACAACGCUUACCCCAGCGACGCGGAGAAGCUGACGCUGAGCCAGGAGGCGAACCUGACUGUCUUGCAAGUAUGCAACUGGUUUAUAAAUGCUCGCCGUCGCAUCCUACCAGAGAUGAUCCGCCGCGAGGGUCACGACCCCCUCCACUACACCAUCUCGCGCCGCGGUCGCAAGCAGAGCUCCGCCAUGAUGGCACCGCCCGGCCACCACCUGCAGGGCUACGGCCAGAUGGGCAUGGGAAUAAACAUGGGAAACAUGGCUAUAGGGAGCGUGGCGUCCACGUCGGGCGUCGUCGUGUGGGAUGGCAUCGGGAUUGAUGCCAAUACCGAUCACAACCGCAGCCACGUGUACGGCGACGGUCUCCUGGUCUACCGGAGUGAUGGAGACGAGCUGGUCGAGGAGUACUCCAGCAUCAGCGAGGAGGAGGUCAAGUACGACCCGUCCGUCUGGCAGUCUGUCAUCAGCUGCUCCAGCGAGAGGCUGCAGGAUGACAGAGACACUGGUGCCGUAGUAACCGUGUCCACGUCCGAAGAGAUCGACGUGGUUGGCAACUCUAAGCUAGAUACCGGUGGUUGGCACCCGCAGUUAGCGCAUCUGCCCCAGCUGCCGCACCCGCUCCGCCGCGUCCAGGUGGUGCCGGCUGAGAGAGAGGGGGACAGCGACAAGUUCAAGUGUCUCUAUCUCCUUGUGGAGACUGCCGUCGCCGUGCGUCAAAGGGAGAAGGAACAAGAAGAUCUUAUCGGUUAAAAUCGCAUUUGAAAUAA
Molecule: messenger RNA, 1268 nt
Organism: Cydia strobilella
Lineage: Eukaryota; Metazoa; Arthropoda; Insecta; Lepidoptera; Tortricidae
Exons: 7
Coding region: 277-1251 (324 amino acids)
Biological process (GO): regulation of transcription by RNA polymerase II
Molecular function (GO): RNA polymerase II cis-regulatory region sequence-specific DNA binding
Source: RefSeq, a predicted model, not a curated record